Messenger RNA from Marchantia polymorpha subsp. ruderalis, 1252 nucleotides. Lineage: Eukaryota; Viridiplantae; Streptophyta; Marchantiopsida; Marchantiales; Marchantiaceae. The record is from the annotation of a GenBank genome assembly.
CGAAUCGAUGGGCUGUGCACCUACGCCGUCAGACGAAUCUGAUCAAAAAAAUUGGCUUGGCGUGUCCGAAGCUGACCAAUCGCUGGCUUCACAUGGGCAACACACUCGAUUGGAUGCUAGCCAAGCGCUUGCGUCUGCUGACGCACAUUGAGGAGAAAAAGCCCGUUGAUGCGCCCACCGAGGUGUGGUAUAUCGAAGCAGCAGCUGUUGCGGCAAUGACGGCCAUGGUGAACGCGACGCUUACGAGGAUCCAGGCAAAGGACAUGAUCAUUUCGCAGCAGCGUAGUGAGAUUGAACAUAUGGUCUGUCGGUUGUGCACCCUGGUCUCCGCCAAGCUGUUGUCCGAUGACCUCAACCUGGUCAGUGCAGAUGAUGUGUGAUCUCUACAUUGGUGGCUUCUGGCGGACACACUGAUCAACUUCAUCGGGGAGCAGGGAUCAUUCGUCCGCGAGCUACUCCGUAAUCUCAGUCUGGACGACAAGCCGAAAGUUCUACGAGAGAUUGGCGAAUUCAUCCUCCAUAUCCUUGAGGGUAUGUGCAAUGUCCAAGGAGAACGUGAUAGCAGAAACCAGGCUGCCGCUUCACUUGCUCCUGCGGUCAUGCCGGCUGAGUUGGUCAAGAUGACACCUCGUAUAUUUGUUGCCGAGAUGCUCGACCCACGCCGAGCCCAUAUAGCAAAGUUCUGGUCUACAGAGCAGGUCGAGGAGAUCGAGAGCGAUCACCGCUCACUGUGUCGAGAAUACAUGGUAAACAAACGUGUUAAGACCAACAAGAUCAUGAGACUAUGUUUAACGGUGGCUGGAAUAACGUCCAGGGCUGCAUAACAGAUGGUUCGUUUUGUUCUUUGAGAAAGUUCUGCUGCGGAUUUGCCACCGUUUUUGCCAACACAACGUCGGUGGAGUCGGAUUUUUCCAUAUUGAAGUGGGAGAAGUACUAUCGGCGGACGGAUUUGACUUGUCUGGCACUGGAGGGGAUAUUCCAAGCGAAACAGUUCGACCUACUUACUCGUCUGUAGUGAUAAAACAUGAGCAUUUGGUAAACUUUGGCAAAUGUCGAAUUGAAGACCAGGUGGUGCCGAAAUUAGCCUAUUCUCGGUAGAUUAGGCGUUCGCAAUUUUACUGAGAUCUGAGUUAAUGGCACGUGAGAGGUUAAAUGUUCAAUUCACUAAUCUGUUCGGCAUGCUCAAAUCUACUUUGGUCAACAUAAGCACGUUGGAUUUCGUAUGUCUGUAAUUCCUUAUUGAUGUGUGGCG